GCUAUGUCUAGCGUGUUCUUUAUUUUAACGACACUCACUGCUCGUGUGUGUUUUUUCACUUUAACUCGUUUUCCAGCUCUCUCACUCCUCACUUCUGUCGUCUCUGCAAAAACUCUCUAUUUCUCUUUCGCCGGAGAUAAUGGGAGAAGGGAAGGCCUCCACUCUGGUUUUCAUCCUCGUCGUCGCUCUUAGUUUAGUAGCCUUCGGCUUCUCCAUCGCCGCCGAGCGCCGCCGCAGCAUCGGGAAAUCUAUUCAAGACCCAAUAACAAACACAACGUUCUGCGUUUAUGACUCUGAUGUAGCCACUGGUUAUGGAGUUGGAGCUUUCCUUUUCCUCCUCUCUAGUGAAUCAUUGCUUAUGAGUGUUACCAAAUGCAUGUGUUUUGGAAGACCCUUAGCCCCUGGAAGUGACCGUGCUUGGUCUAUUAUCUAUUUCAUCUCUUCGUGGAUGACAUUUCUGGUAGCAGAAGCUUGUGUAAUAGCAGGAGCGACCAAGAACGCAUACCACACAAAGUACUUAAGUUCGCAAACCUUUUCGUGUGCAUCAUUGCGUAAAGGAAUUUUCAUUGCAGGUGCAGUCUUUAUAGUUGCUACUAUGGUUCUUAAUGUCUACUACUACAUGUAUUUUACCAAGUCCGUCUCUUCGCCGCCUGCUCACAAAGCCAACCGCUCUAGUUCCAAUAUUGGUAUGGCGGGUUAUGCAUAAAUGUCAAAAAGAGGAAAUGGUUAGUCAUUUGCAUUGUAGAUGUAAGAAAGGAAAGAGAUUGUUGCAUUGUUACAACACUUGGUUACUCUUAUAUCUUUUGCUUAUAUAUCUCUUACUUAUUUAUGAAAAUUUUCGCUAUUUGCUCUCAAUUCAAUAGGCAACUUUCGGUCAUAAGUAAUGGAUGUUUGUAUUGACUAGAUUUGUCAUAAUCAUUGUUAUUUAAC
Molecule: messenger RNA, 930 nt
Organism: Arabidopsis thaliana (thale cress)
Lineage: Eukaryota; Viridiplantae; Streptophyta; Magnoliopsida; Brassicales; Brassicaceae
Product: sodium/hydrogen exchanger (DUF1218)
Exons: 3
Coding region: 140-706 (188 amino acids)
Cellular component (GO): endomembrane system
Source: RefSeq, marked reviewed